UAAACGCCAAAGUUAAUGAAUGGGCCUUCCUCACGCCAAGAAAAAAACACCUUUCCCCUCAGAAGGCUCCGAGGCCUUUCUAAAGAGGAGGAGCAGCAGCAGCAGCAGCAGCAGCCAAGGCCUCGGAGCUCACACCGUGUUUUGUCCCCAUAUAACCGGCAGGCACCGCUCAGGUCCCCGAGAACCACCGUGCCUUGCGCCGCGCCAGCUCCAGAAACCAACGAGAACGACCCUUUCGGUGAUUUGGAAACGGUGGCAGAAUUCGUUAAAAGGGUCAACGCCUACUUCGUUAAACACGAGAACGGCUCAGAGGUAGCCCCGCCAACGUCAAAACCAGUUUCUCACAGUCAGAUUACACGGCUAUACAGUCGGUUUACCAGCCUGGACAAAGGGGAAAAUGGCACUCUUAGCCGUGAAGAUUUCCAACGCAUUCCAGAACUUGCUAUCAAUCCAUUAGGGGACCGGAUUAUCAAUGCUUUUUUUCCAGAAGGAGAAGAUCAGGUGAAUUUCCGUGGAUUCAUGAGGACUUUAGCCCACUUUCGACCUAUUGAAGAUAAUGAGAAAAGCAAAGAUCAGAACGGACCAGAGCCACUUAAUAGCCGGAGCAACAAGUUGCACUUUGCUUUUCGGCUUUAUGAUCUCGACAAAGAUGACAAGAUUUCCCGAGAUGAGCUGCUUCAGGUCUUGCGAAUGAUGGUUGGUGUAAACAUCUCUGAUGAACAGCUAGGCAGCAUUGCUGAUAGAACGAUUCAGGAAGCUGAUCAAGAUGGUGAUAGUGCAAUAUCCUUUGCAGAGUUUGUUAAGGUUUUGGAGAAGGUGGAUGUAGAACAAAAAAUGAGCAUUCGAUUUCUUCACUGAUAAAUCCAGUCCCAUUCCUUGUUAUCCUAAUAUUCAAGAAACACAAUUUUACUCUUCUUUCUCCUGAGCAUUGCUACUGGUGCAUGUGAGGUACAUCUGCAAACCUUCCCCAGUUUGUUCCAUCAAUGUGAACAUUCCUUCUGCAUCAGAACAAAGAAACAUGGCUGCAGUGCAGCUUGGAAUGGAGUACUGAAACUGCCUCCUCUUCAUGGUUCUGUGCUUUCCUUUCUGAUUAUAAAUAAUUUUUCCCUACAUACUGUGGUGUUCUGUUGUCUUACAAAUUCUCAAUUAGGAAAGUAGACAAAUUGCAAUUAAAAAUGACUUAAAAUUUGUUUAGGAUAAUGUACAAUAGUCUGAUCUGUGAUUAUUUAUAUGUCAUUCUCCUGUUGCUUGUGCCUGCUACUGUGGCAUUUUCCACGAGUUUAGAAGUCAAUUUACGCAUUUGCCAUCCCACACCAGUUAUGUGACUUGGCACGUUGCAGCAGAUGCCUGUAACUGAUUGCUUAAUGUGGCAGUUCAUUGCUGAAAUUUACAAUGAUGAAUAUAUGAAGGAAGAAUAUUUUUAGUUAGAUUUUGACCACACUCCAUUUGGUUUAACUUGCCAGCAUAAUGGAAAUUAUCUUUUUCUCCUUUUCUUGAUUUCAUUUAACUAGAUUGCCACUCAGUCUCCACUAAAUGGUUUAAAGUAGUAAUGCAAGACCAAUGGUUUUGUUUUCAGGAUUAAAACUUGCAGGAUUACAGUUUUCCAAAUCUGUCAAAUGUAAUGAAUUUGUUCAAAGGAACGAGACAUCUGCCAAGAGUGUAAAUUGUAAUAUAGUUUAUUACUGAUAUUUCUUUACUAUUAGAAGUUCAGUAUCCUUUCUGUGAUCCCCUUCCACUACUGUUUCUUUUGUAAUCUGUACUCUUCACUUUCCAAUUUGUGUUUUUUUAUUAUCUGUUUUUCGAUAAAUGUUUGUAACAUAACUUUGUUGCACAGCUAUAGUGAAUAUCUUUUCACACUAAUUCUGCCAUGCUUUGAUUUUUUUAGACUUCAACAUAUUUGGGAAAUCCCAGACUGGGAGAAUGAGGAAGUACCAACUGUCCUCAAGCUAUAUGAAAAUACUCAUGAUUUUUAAGAUAAUGUCUAGCACCUGUACAAACGUUGACCUAAAGUGAUAAAUUAGAUCUAUUUCUCUCCAAGUAUGUAUAUGCAGAAAUUAAAUAUCACAUCUGCAGAAGUAAAUAUUGUUAGAACCUUAGCGCGAUACAGACAUGAAGUAGCAAAAAGUAUGAAUGGGAUAAAUUCUCCAGAAUGGGUUGCCUUUGCUUUAAGUAAACAAAUAUGUUAUACUAAUUGUCAAAUCACUUUCACAAUAAUUUUUGGUUGUGAAACUUAAGUUUGCAAAGUUAGGUAGAAUUAUUUCUACUAGGACACAGAGUUCAAAUGCUUUUACCCCUUGCGGCUUUCCUGUAAGAAUUUCUAUGAGUAUUGAGUUCAUUUUUAUUCAGUUUAUUUAACUCUUGCACAAUUCAACUGUCUUUCAAACUUGCACAAAAUUUUACACUAAACUGCACAAUGAGACCUCUUUCUUUUUUUAUUCAAUCAUUAAGUUUCAGAUGUGUGAGGAACAAGAUUAAAGCAUGAUUUUUCUCAAACAAAAACACAGACUUUGGGUCAUAAUGGGACAUAGGAAUUUUAUAAAGAGAAGAGAAGUGAGAAAGUACUACCAAGAUGUUAAGCUUUCAGAUAAGCUUCCUUCCUUUGGCUCAGUAGCUGUAAUCUACAUUUGUGCCUUGGUAGACCUCUUGUAUUCAUCAAUCCAUGAAUAAAAUUCUGAAACUUGG
This is a messenger RNA of Pogona vitticeps (central bearded dragon), 2682 nucleotides long. The record is from RefSeq and is a predicted model, not a curated record. NCBI's taxonomy places the organism in Eukaryota, Metazoa, Chordata, Lepidosauria, Squamata, Agamidae.